AAGAAAAGGAUCAUAGUGAAAGUGAUAAUUCAGAAUUUGAAACUCCUCUUAUUUCUGUUAAAAAAGGAUAUGAUGCUCUUAAAACAUGGAUCGAAUUCUUUGAACAGCAGAAUCAUAAUAAUUUUGAUGUUGAAGAUUUGAAAAUAUUUUAUAAAUAUAGUAAUAUAACAUAUU
Molecule: messenger RNA, 174 nt
Organism: Scutellospora calospora
Lineage: Eukaryota; Fungi; Glomeromycota; Glomeromycetes; Diversisporales; Gigasporaceae
Source: the annotation of a GenBank genome assembly